Messenger RNA from Fusarium keratoplasticum, 1413 nucleotides. RefSeq lists its product as uncharacterized. Bases 1 to 1413 code for a protein of 470 amino acids. The transcript has a single exon. Lineage: Eukaryota; Fungi; Ascomycota; Sordariomycetes; Hypocreales; Nectriaceae. The record is from RefSeq and is a predicted model, not a curated record.
AUGGCGCAGACCAGUCCCCCUUUGCCCGGCCACUUCCACAGCGGCCAUGGACAUCAACACGCAAAAAUAACAAAGGCUCGCAGCCGACAGGCAGUCAAGCCCAUCCUCAAGAAGCUGCACUCUCACCACUCCUACUCGCACUCGGAAAAGAACUCUCUCGACCUCAACCGCGGAUGGGAUGAGCAGGGCCAGUUCGGGUACUCGUCUUAUACCACCAGCGGCGGUGACGACGACUCUCACGGCUCUUACACGGCAGGAGCCUCGACACUGACAACAGCUGGCACUCGGUCCGCCCGCGAUGUUAGCUUCUCCCUCUCUGCCACUGACCUCAGCAGUGGCGGGGUUCGUUCAAACAAAUACUCGCAUGCCCGUUCAACGAGCGGUACUUCUCACGCUUCCAUUGCUACUUCUACCAGCGGCGGUCGCAACGGAUCCUUUGUGCACCCUUUCCAGCAAACGCCGCGCACAUCAACGCCGCCUCUCUCCUACGCCAACUCGCUCGCUUCUCUCGAGAAUCCCAACGGCCCUCGCGAUUACUCUCCCACCAUUACAGAGGACGACGACGAUAUCGAGCCCCAGAACCUGCAGUCUUCGGGCCGCUCAUAUCCUCUGCCGCAUUCGGGUUCCCGCCCGCGAAGACCUUCUCUCGCCAGCCAGCGCACCAGCUCUCUCUCCGACAUCAACCAGCCGCUGCGCGUCACUGCCAACGGCCGCUCAACACCAGGCAUCUCGUCGCGAAAACCCCACAGCAUCGUCACCCGCAGCCGCUCCGACCUCCACCUCAACACCGGCUCUACGAGCGCCCUCGACUCUGCAUCGAGCGCAACCCCGCCUGCAGGCUCCUUCAUCUCCCCGCAGAUGAUUGCUGCCUCUACCUCUUCUUCUGCAAUGUCACCUCUGCGUAGCUCUCUCGACAUGGGUGGUUUCCGUCUCCGCUCGCGAAGCGAGGUCGACACUGCCACGCGCCAAGAGCACGUCCGCGAAGCACGCCGCAAGUUUGAGGAGAAGGAAAAGGCCAAGGAGGAGAAGUACGCCCGCGAGCAGAUCCGCAAGCAGGAACGCGCCGAGAGCAGAGAGGCCCACCGGUUCAACAAGCACGGCCGCAAGGGCAGCUUUGGAGCCUCGCGCAUCUCUUGCGACCGAGCCUCCAGCACCGACAUUCGACCUAGCAUGUCCCGCAAGAACACUGGCACCGGCUUGGGCCUGGGCCUCAGCACUGAGAACGAAAAGGUCGACUUUGCCAGCCGAGGCUACGAUACUGUCACCACCGGGCAAACGCCCCGUGCCAGAACUGACGAUGUGCACUUCGAGUCUUCUCGCCGCAACAACACUGCCAAGCGAAAAACUACAGGCGCCUGGACAGCCUUUGUUCUGUGGCUGAGAACCCGACUGCUCAAGCUGGGCCGACGAUAG